AUGAUGGCUACUGAGAAACAGGACUAUACAGGGGUUGGAGGAGGCGGGCCAGCACCAGCGAAAUUCUCGCGGUACCGCUCCGUGAGAAAGGCCGCAUCGAACAACCCCCACGGACUGAACCCUCUAAACACCUCAGUACCACCCGUACCUACCUACCAAAGCGCAUCUGCGAAUGUAUCCCAAAUUGCUCCGGAUUGGACGAGCGGGUCUACUACAACGGUCAAGAAGAGCAUGUCGCGCUAUCGACGCCAGAAGCCUUCUACUCCCAAUUCAACCUCCGAUGCGCCUCCGCCUCUUCCAACUUCACCGGAACAAUACACGGCUUCUAAGACGGACCCAACGACAAGAUAUCCUGAUGAUUAUCCCGCCCCCCGUCCGUCGAAAGACUCGUAUAGACCUGAUUUGACGAAGCCGCGGGGAAGAUUCAUGGACACAAUGAGGAUUGACACACGCGGGAAGGGCAUUUUUGGAGCCACCAGCAACAUUUCAAGCGAGUCGGAGCAGGAGGAGCGCGAGAGAGAUAGGCAGGCGGCUAUGGAUCGCUUGACGGGUGGAUGUGGGGAGUCGCCGGCGACACCCUCCAGCCGUCAAAGACCAGCCACUCGAGGACGAGCCGCAACAGAUCGCGAGGCCCCGAGAGUGACUGACAUCCGACCCGCAGCUGACAAGGACGCGAGUCGGCGCCAUUCGCACAAUGAACCUAAGCGCAAAUCUUUCAAGGACGCGAUGAAGUUCUCCCGCCCAAAGGGCAAGACAAGCCAUGGGCCUGGAAGUGCAACCGAAGCCAACGCCGCAACCAUAUUUCCCGGAAUCGAUGCCCCAGUUUCAGCAGUCAACGCUGGCGAGAGAACUGUUCUCGUUCAGUACAAGAAAUAUUCUCUGAAGCUUAGUGUUAGCCCAUCAACGUCUGCUCAUGACAUUCUAACGUCCGCUUCGCACAGCGUGCCCGAAAUCGAACCUUCCCGCUUUAUACUCAUGGAAUCUUUUACCGCGCAAGGCCUAGAGCGACCUUUACGGCAGUACGAAUGUGUCCGAGAUGUGAUGAACUCGUGGGCUCAUGACGCGGAAAAUUCUUUGAUCAUUGUUCCAGGCCCGAGUAUGGAGGCACUUGAUUUCUUAGACUCCAAGUCUGUGCCAAAGAACCCCCCAGCAGACGUGACCUUUCACAUCUAUUAUUCCCAGAAGCCGCGAAAAUGGGACAAGCGCUAUCUCACAUUACGAUCGGACGGACAGAUCACUCUGUCGAAGAAAGACAUGGCGAAAGACCAGACUAAUGUUUGCCACCUUUCUGACUUUGACAUUUACUCCCCUACCCCGACCUUCCUCUCGCAAAAGAUAAAACCGCCGAAGAAGAUUUGCUACGCCAUCAAGAGUCAACAGAAAUCGAGCAUGUUCCUUACAACCGAGAAUUUUAUCCAUUUUUUCGCGACAAAUGAUAAAUCGGUCGCCGAUGGUUGGUAUAGGGCCGUUCAGACAUGGCGCAGCUGGUACAUGGUCAACACCUUGGGUGCGGGUCAAACCGACAGCAGUAGUGAGCGAAAAGCAAGCAUCAGUCGAAUUCAAGAGGAGCCCUCUCAAGUCCGAACCUUCAAGCCUCUCUUAGCCACCAUCGACACUUACAGUAGUGAGGAGAGUGAAGAGCCCCUAGCCGCACGCUCCAGGAAACGGCAACCUUCUUCGCGUGAAAGACCAUCCCGAGAACAUGGGCCCCCGCCUUCGUCCUUUCCCAAGUCCCUUGAAACCGAAUCACCUACCGCACAAUUAUCCGAUGAAAAUCCUUUUUCGUCAUCAGGGCUGCUGGGACGGACCUAUACUCUGCGCCAGAAGGCGAUGAAGGAGCGGGAAGACCGGGAAAAGAGGGAAGCGGACGUAUUGUUCAAUCAAGGCCUAGUUGGAGGGGCAUUGAACCGCCAAUUCAGCGCCUCGCGGCCUGGUAGUCGAUCUAAUAGCAUGGCAUCAGCUCAAGUACCUGAUUUGGAUAUCCUCUUGAAGCGAUCCGGGUCGAUCAAGCAAGGCAAACCGCUUGUUGACCUGACGCCUGUCUACCAAGAACCUCCACAGCACACACGAAAAGGAAGAGGCGUCACCGUUGACUCAGGUGCGCCACUGAUUGAGGCUGCUACGGGACCUGAAGCAGCCGGCGGUAUCGCGAUUCCCCCAGCGAAGACCUGGAGACGACCUACAGCACCUGCAGAACCUCCCUCCAGUAUAGAGACCCGAACCCGCAACCGAUCCAACACGGCCCGCAGCGCCAGCAGUCGCUAUCGGCACCCUAACACACUAGCCACAGCUGUAUCUCCGGUCUUGCCUAACGAUGUAGCUCUCCCAGAAGAGCAAGGCUUCGUUGCGAACAGUCUUCUCGCUCGGACGGGAACUGGAACUCUUCCUCCUGCAACUGGCGUGCCACUGGGACACGGAGUGGCCACAGGAGACCGCAACGCCACGAAGCCAAUGUUGGAUAUGGCACCCCAGAGCCCAUUCGCAGAGGGAAGUCUGUUACGUGGGCUGUAA
Molecule: messenger RNA, 2511 nt
Organism: Aspergillus calidoustus
Lineage: Eukaryota; Fungi; Ascomycota; Eurotiomycetes; Eurotiales; Aspergillaceae
Source: the annotation of a GenBank genome assembly